Messenger RNA from Cryptosporidium ubiquitum, 441 nucleotides. RefSeq lists its product as uncharacterized. Lineage: Eukaryota; Apicomplexa; Conoidasida; Eucoccidiorida; Cryptosporidiidae. The transcript has a single exon. Bases 1 to 441 code for a protein of 146 amino acids. The record is from RefSeq and is a predicted model, not a curated record.
AUGGGCAUUUCCAGUGUGAUAUUGAAUGAGGAUUUUACCGGUAUUAACCAAAAUACAUUCAACAACUAUUUGAAAGUCUACGAACAACUCUUGGAUCUAGUUCCAAGCAACUUUUAUGAACACAUACAAUUAGAGGAUCCUAAGAAAAAUCUAAAACCUAUUAAUAAAGAAGAAGUUCUUCAAUCUAAUAUUACAAACACAAAGUUUAAUUCUUUGACACGUAAUAUUUCAAAUAAAUAUUUCGGAGUUUGGCGCCAAGAAGUUUUUGAAAAUCAGAAUGUGGGGGCAGAAAAAAAACCAAAUAAUUAUGGGAUUAAAGCUGAAAAAGAAUUUAAUAUCGAAAAUGUUUUUAAGAAAAGAUUUUUGUUUUGGAUUAUCAAUAACUACGAAAACCAAAGAGUUCCAAAUCUCAACACUGUAAACCAGGAACCAACAUUAUAA